This is a messenger RNA of Plasmodium fragile, 2505 nucleotides long. RefSeq lists its product as uncharacterized. NCBI's taxonomy places the organism in Eukaryota, Apicomplexa, Aconoidasida, Haemosporida, Plasmodiidae. The transcript has a single exon. The coding region runs from base 1 to 2505 and encodes 834 amino acids. The record is from RefSeq and is a predicted model, not a curated record.
AUGGAAAUGCCGCGUUACUGUGAGAAUGACUACAUGCGAAAUCUCCCAAUGGAUGGGGAAACCAAUAUUCACUCAACGCAUAGGGAAAGUGACAAAUGCGAUCCGGCAUGUGAAAAUGCGAUGGGUGAAAUUGCCUUGGGAGGUUCUUUCAAAAAGAUGAGGUUGGUUGGAAGCCCACUCAAAGGGGAACAUUUCGACAUAGCGCACUUUGCAGCUCGUCAAACGGAGAAAAGGAAGAAUGAACAUUUAAAAGAGGCAAAUAAUGAGAUUAGAAGAGACCUAGCGUAUAACCAAAGUGAUCAUGUCCCCAAGAGUCCACAGUACUACCAAUACUGUUCAGGUUUAGAGACGCCUCAUGAAAAAGAGGGAACAAAUACUCUUAAAGACAUGCACCAGACGCUUUUGUUCUCAAACCAAGGCACCCUCUCAGGCAAGUUGCCCCAAAAAGAUCAAUCAGGCGGGAGGCCGAAUUGUCCAAUGGGUACAACGAACAAAUAUGAAGCGAGUUAUCAAAUGAACCCAAUGGAAAACAUGAGCAAAAAGUGUUUAAUCGAUAACUGUCCAAAGGAUGAAGCUUCCGAUUUUGAAAAAAGUACAGAAUAUAAUUCAGCACAAAAUAUUUUAAGCUCAUUUGAAAAUGGUGUAUAUGUUGAUUCGGAGCAGACCUUGCCCAUGGAGGGUACUAAUAGCGACGCGUACAUCACGAAAGGAGCGUUAAAUAGUAUGAGCACUAUAAGCUAUAAUCACUACGAUAAUCCUACAAAGCGAGAAGACCCUGGACUUGUACAUAGUGGUACGCACAUUUUUUCUGACAAAAGGGAGCCGCUUGCCCAUGAUAAAGAAAAACUGUUAAUGUUCCAACUAAAGGGAAAUAAUACACACCUGUCGAAUGCGUCGAGCAUGCGCUGCACACGCAGCCAGAACGCUGCAAGUAUUGGGGGUCAUACAAUUUGGCAACAGCAGCCACGAGAUGAGAAGACUACUUAUUACAAUUACAAAGUAAAGGGGGAGGCUGAAAUGUGUGAUGCUUGGAAGGGAUAUGAAAAUUACGGGCCAUAUGUGACAAGCGCAAAUAUAAAAACUGAUUCGCAGAAACACCAUCCUGUUAAUAGCAGCUUAGCAGAUUGCCCAAACGGUGACUUGCUAUGCGUGAAUGAGGCAACCAUGGGAAGCGCAAAUAUUAACAAGGGUUCUCAGCAUGUCUUGAACAACUCCGUUUUGUCAAAUGGAUAUAUGGUCCAUGAUGAGGAUCCCCAGAAAAUGGUCUCCAUAUCGAACAACAUUAUGACGAGUAAUUCAGCAUGGAAGGAACACGAAGCUCAGAACGGUGCUUUUAUUCAAAUCGGAGCAUAUACCCCGAUGGACCAUAUUAAAAAGAUAAAAGAGGUCCAACCAAAAGGUUUCAUUAGCCCAAAUUACACAACGUGCGCCAUGACCAGAUCGAACUUGUGCGAACAUCCUGCUGAUCUCAUUUCUGACAACACAUAUUAUUAUAACAACCAUGUGAAUGGCAUGUUUUUGAAUGGUGGACCAGAUGCGUACGGAGUGAGACAAAGUAAAGGCUGCUUUCUUCAUGUUGACCGGUCGUGGGACGCCGACACGCACCCUUGCAAGAAUGGCUCGUCACACGAGAUGGGAACGCCCAGGGUAUUCACUGUUCCAAUUGAGCACAGUACAUCUCAGAGAGCCGCCUUUAAUGGACAAGACGAACAGAAUAUUAGCCCAACUAGGUCUACUCAAAAAAUGAACCACACACGUGGAAUUUUCGAAAGCAGCCCUGAACACACGAGCGGGAAGAACUACCUUAGCACAUUUGUACAGAACGACUACGAAGUGGACGAAAUUAAAAGCUGCAUUCCAGAACGCCCUUUAUAUGGCAACCAAAAUUAUGAUGUGCCCAAAAUUAUUCAAGGGAUAACGACCAAACAGAAUAACGGAAUUGUGUCCGAGUGUAAUCAAGACACCAUCAUCGAAUAUAAUAAUAAGUGGCGAUUAGUGAAGGGAAAGCAAUUCGCCAUAAACCAGGUGGAUAAUUUUAAAUCAGUGGAAGAUUCGGCAACGUAUUUUCAAAGCUAUUUAACUGAACAGAACGAAAAUACAAAAAGGAUGCUUUCGAGAAUUAAUUUUAAUUCCUUGACUGGAAAAUUUAGCAUAAAUUCUUUAGGCGAUGAUGAUGGUCACAAUGUUAGGCAGCUCAGCAAAGUGUAUGAUUAUAAAGAUACAUUGCGCUCCUAUCCCGCCUACUAUGGCAUAUCCCAACAUAUGCACUGUAGCACAAAGGAAGCAUUAAAAUGUGAGGAGAAUAAAGGAAGGGCAAUUUCCCCAAAUGAUAAUCCUAGUGAUUGUACAAAUGUGCAUGAACAAAUGCGGAAGAAAAAAUCGGUUGGGAAAAAACCAAACCUUGCCUUAUGUGGUGCUGGUGGUGGUGAUUAUCAGCUAAAGAACCGAAUUCAAGCUUUUGUGUCCCAAAAAAUGAGCGAUUACUUUAACGUAAAUUUUGUGUAA